UCCCAACCAACCCUCCGAUGUGCCGCCAACUGUGUCUGAACACGAGCGCAAGAUGAGCGCAAACUCGCAGUUUCUCAAUUACCCAGAAGUGCGCGAAGGUCCUUCCGUGCCAUACAAGAAUGAAGACCAAACCAUCCCCGUCUUCCGAGGCACUCCGCUCGCCAUCGGCGCUACCCUAAUCCAGCACGUCCCCCUCAUCCAAAACUACUUCUGGCGCAACGCCGGCUUCGGCAUCAUCCGCGACCUCCCACUCACCGACUACGCGCCGCGCUACGACCCCACCGUGAUCCCGAAGCCCAGUCCCUCGCCAACAACGCAAGCAGAGCUGCCGGUCCCGACCGAGCGGCGACGCAAAGGAGACCCCUCCGACGGAACCGAGUCCUCCGGGUACUACACCUCCGCCGACUAUGUGGCGCUGUACCGGACGGGGGAGCUGACGCCGUCCGCCGUGGCGGAGGCGCUGCUGCCGUUGAUCAUGCGAGGCGACGGGACAGCGCCCGGCAGGCAUUCGGUGGCGUUUCUGGAGUCGCGCGGCGAUGCGGUCAGGGCGGCGGCGGCGGCGUCGACGCAGCGGUACAAGGCGGGUCGGCCGCUGGGGCCGCUGGACGGGGUGCCGGUGGCUGUCAAGGAUGAGGUGCAUGUGGCCGGGUACGGGCGGACGCUGGGGAGUAAGCUGGACUUCAAGGGGGGGUACGAGGGGAGCUCGUGGUGCGUGAAGCAGUUGGAGGAGGCGGGGGCGAUGAUUCUUGGGAAGACGAGUAUGCAUGAGCUUGGACUGGAUACGAACAACAACAACCCCAACUACGGCACUCCGCGCAACCCGCACAACCGCAACUACUACUGCGGCGGCUCCUCGGGCGGCUCGGGCUACGCCGUCAGCGCCGGCCUGGUGCCCAUCGCUCUAGGCGCCGACGGGGGCGGCUCGAUCCGCAUCCCGGCCUCGUUCUGCGGCAUCUGGGGACUGAAGCCGUCGCACGGGCGCAUCAGCGGCGCGCCGACCGUCUCGCUGGCGCCGACGGUCGGCGUGUACGGCCCGAUGGCCAGCAGCAUCGACGACCUGGCGCUGGCGUACCGCAUCAUGGCGACGCCGGCGCCGGCGGAGGUUGACCCUACCUCGGCCGCCUUUCCCUCGCCGCUGUCGUCGACCACCAUCACCAACCCAGAAACCCCGGUCGUCGUCGUCGCAAGAACAAUCGGCCUCAUCCCCAGCUGGCUCGCCCGCUCCUCCCCGCAAGUCCUCACCGUCUUCAACUCCACCCUGUCCACCCUCGGCCGCACCAGCCCCCACCACACCACCAAGGAGCUAACCAUCCCCUACCUCCCCGAAGCCCAACGCGCACACGUCCUCACCAUCAUGACCGAGAUUGCCGCGGGGCUGCGCCACCCGCGCGAAAUCAGCGCCCUCACGCCCCCCAAUAAGGUCCUCGUCUCCAUGGGCAUGUAUCAGAUCACAGGCCAGGAUUAUCUGGCCGCGCAGCGCCUGCGCAGCUGUCUCAUGGCGCACCUCGCCCACCUCUUUCGGCAACACCCCGGCCUGAUCAUCGUCACGCCGACCACGCCGAUUCCCGGGUGGAGGAUUGCGUCGCCCGCGGAUCUCACGCGCGGACUGUCGGACGGGGCGGCGUCCGUGCGGAAUAUGGAGUAUGUCUGGAUGGCGAAUUUUACCGGGUGUCCGGCGAUUUCGUGUCCGGUAGGCUGGGUAGACGCAGAGGAUGGGACAGGAGGCAAAGUGCCGGUGGGGUUGAUGGCGAUGGCGGAGUGGGGGGCGGAGGAGGCGUUGAUUGCCUUUGCGAGAGAGUUGGAGGCGGCGUUGGCUGGGGCUGGGGCUGGGGCUGAUGCUGAUGCCGACAACAAGAAAGGAAUUAGGGUUCCCACGGGGGAGGGGUCGGUGUGGGAGGAUGUGGUGGAGUUGGCGAAGAAGGCGAGUUCCGCUUGAAGAGGACACUGGAAAAAGUCAGAUGGUAGGGGCCAGUUGAGGUAUGUAUGCUCUUUGGUGAGUGUAGGAUAGGACGGGUCUUUUGGAUCAGGCUAGUCUGUAAUCAUUGAUCGUUUCGAUCGAGAUUAAGUAUGGAUGUACUGUAUACAUGAC
Molecule: messenger RNA, 2089 nt
Organism: Aspergillus saccharolyticus JOP 1030-1
Lineage: Eukaryota; Fungi; Ascomycota; Eurotiomycetes; Eurotiales; Aspergillaceae
Product: amidase
Exons: 3
Coding region: 53-1936 (627 amino acids)
Molecular function (GO): catalytic activity
Source: RefSeq, a predicted model, not a curated record